Molecule: messenger RNA, 1050 nt
Organism: Exserohilum turcica Et28A
Lineage: Eukaryota; Fungi; Ascomycota; Dothideomycetes; Pleosporales; Pleosporaceae
Exons: 1
Coding region: 1-1050 (349 amino acids)
Molecular function (GO): protein binding
Source: RefSeq, a predicted model, not a curated record
AUGCUCGUCUACUUUGUUUUGGCCAUUCCCUUGUUCCCGUCCUCGGUGCUUGCCCGCAACGCAACAUGCCAGGACCACUUGGCACCAAGCUACCCUCAUCAUCCUGUCUGCCCAGGGCCACCACAUGUCUACCUGGUCAAGCCCAGCCAGGGCAAGGGCCUGGGCGUGUUUGCCGCUCGCGAUCUCGACAUAGGCGACAUUGUCAUGCGCGAAACUCCCGUCAUCAAAAUCAGCCUGCCCAAACUCAGGCCGGGAAGCGGGUAUCCAAUGGCGGCCAUAUCAAAACUCGUCCACGACGAGUUUAGCAUGCUUCCGCCGAGCGCCCAGCAGCAAGUUUUGGCCUUGACACAUUACACGGGGGCCCAAGAAGAUGCAGAUGCCGACACACUGGGCGAUAUUUUCCGCACAAACGCGUACAACACAGGAGACAAGGCUGGCCUGUUCCCCAGAAUCGCGCGCAUCAACCACUCGUGUCGGCCGAAUACAAGCUACUAUUGGAGUGAGAAACUCAAUAAGCGCAUCAUUUUUGCUACACGCAAGAUCAAAGCGGGCGAGGAGUUCUUCGUUUCCUACAUUUCACUUUUGAUGCCGCAAGAGGAGCGACAGAAGCAACUCGAUCGAUAUGGCUUCAAAUGCCAGUGCGAAGCAUGCGCGCAGGAACGGGCAGCCAGGGACGCCAGCGACCACCACCGCGUUACCAUCAAAAAUGCCUUUGCAAACUUUGACCACCAGCUCAGCUUCACACAUGCAAAAACAGUCAUGGGAAUACAACGAGCCCGUCAAAAUGCCGAGGCGAGCGCCCAGCUCGCGCAGCUCAUCCAAGCCGAGGGGCUCGCCGACUACUACGCCAGAGCCUACAAAAUCGCCGCCAUUAGCCACGCCAAACUCGAGGACUGGCAAUCUGCAGCCACAUGGGCGAACAAGGGGUAUGAGGUAACGUAUAUGGCGGACCCGGAAUCGCAAACCACUUUGGAAAUGCAACAGUUGACGAGCGUUUUCAUCGCCAAUUGGCAGACGCAGCUAGGAGAUCGGGCUACCUACCUGAGGUAG